Molecule: messenger RNA, 639 nt
Organism: Guillardia theta CCMP2712
Lineage: Eukaryota; Cryptophyceae; Pyrenomonadales; Geminigeraceae
Exons: 9
Coding region: 1-639 (212 amino acids)
Biological process (GO): Golgi to plasma membrane protein transport; protein localization to organelle; intracellular protein transport
Cellular component (GO): Golgi apparatus
Molecular function (GO): GTP binding; GTPase activity
Source: RefSeq, a predicted model, not a curated record
AUGUUUUCCUUGAUAAGUGGCCUUUGCCAAUCUUACUUGGAAAAGAAACAGUACCACCUGCUCCUGCUCGGUCUUGAUGGGUCGGGAAAGACCUCUCUGCUAGAACGCAUUCGCUUCGAGGCCUCCAAGACAAGCAGCAGCGAGAAGCGAACAGAGCAGGAGCUGCAGCUAAGUCUGCAGAAGAUUUCCUCCACGGUCGGGCUGAAUAUAGGAAGGAUCACUCUGAAGAGUGCCAAUGUGAUGAUUUGGGAUCUCGGAGGACAAGAGGCCCUGCGGGGCAUUUGGGACAAGUACUAUUCUGACGCUCAUGGUCUCGUGUGGGUCGUCGAUGCCUCAGACCCCUCCAGAUUCGAGGAGGCGCUGCAGACAUUGGAGGGUCUGCUGGAAGAGCCUGAGUUACAGGACGUACCCCUCCUCAUCUUCGUGAACAAGCAGGACAAGCAAGGCGCUGUCAAGCUUGAUGAAAUCCGCCAGAAAGCGCUUCCUCAGUCAGGGACUCUCAUGCACCAGCGCCAGCUCCGCAUUAUCUCUGUUUCGGCAUUCCAGGCUUGCUCCGGCUCGGAGGAGACCGUCAUGGACGGGAUGAACUGGAUGAUCGACAGUCUCAACAAACAGCCCAACUUUGAGCAUCGACGCUAG